AUGUUGUCAUCAGUUCCACAGAGAAAGACUCGGUGGAAAUCAAAGAAGACAGUAAAAGUCACAAGAUCUUUUCCAACAUUCCCUUCCCUGAAUGCCUGGGAAGAAGUCAGGGGCCUCUUGUCUGUGGAUGGGGAGCCGAACCCUGGAGUGGGCUUGGGUGUAGAGGAGGGACUUCUCUGCCAGAUGCUUCGUUCUCCAGAAUUCAACCUGUUUCCUGACUCAGUGGUGUUUGAAAGCAACUUUGUCCAGGUCAGAAAGGGCAGGAAAUGGAUAGACAUCUACAAACCCUCCAACACCAUGGCCCUUGGGGUAACCUCCUCCGUGCCCUGCCUGCCCCUUCCCAAUAUCCUCCUCAUGGCUAGUGUCAAAUGGCACCAGGGACAGAGCCAGACAUGGAACAGACCAUCUACGGCCCCAAACAUCAAGCUGAAGAGGAUCCUCCCACUGAAGUUCGUGGAGUUCCAGGUCUGUGACCGGCUUCAACGCAUCUUGCGAUUGAGGACAGUCGCCGAGAAGAUCUACUACCUGAGGCUCCACCAGGACCAUCCUGAGACUGUCUUCCACUUCUGGAUCCGGCUGGUGCAAAUUCUGCAUACAGGGCUGUCCAUCACCACCAAGGACCCAAGGAUCCUUUUCACUCACUGUCUGGUACCCAGGAUCAGCUGCAGCCCCUCGGGAGACACUCACGUAAUACAGAAGAAACCCCAAGUCUCUCAGCCCAGCGAGAGCCUCAUGCAGCUGAUGGCCAAGGGGGAGAGUGAGGCGCUCUCUCAGAUUUUUGCUGACUUGCACCAGCACAAUGAGUUCAGGAGCAGCAAAAAGACACAGACCAAAAGGGACAGCUCAGAGAGAGAGACUCACAGAGAGGAUGGCAUCCCUUGCAUCCGCGACCUCAGCUGGAGAAAUUCGCUCACUUAUGGAGAGUGGGAAAGAGAGAACCCCUCUGGGCCGCAGCCUCUUUCGCUCCUCAGCACCCUGGCAGCCUCCACGGGGCUACAGCUGGCCCCACUCAUAUAG
Enhydra lutris kenyoni (northern sea otter) is the source of this 1017-nucleotide messenger RNA. RefSeq names its product family with sequence similarity 71 member F1 (gene GARIN1B). Gene Ontology annotation, cellular component: nucleus. The coding region runs from base 1 to 1017 and encodes 338 amino acids. The transcript is spliced from 6 exons. The record is from RefSeq and is a predicted model, not a curated record. Lineage: Eukaryota; Metazoa; Chordata; Mammalia; Carnivora; Mustelidae.